AUGUCUUUACCAGGAAAUACGACUAUUGAGUUGGUUUCCGAGGAUGGCCCUAUUGAUUUUAAUGUUAUGAUGCGAGAAGGUGUCAAGGCGCUAACUAAGAUUCUGACAGACCAUCUUCAAGACCACCCAGAUUUCUUAGAGCAGCAGUCGAUGAAGCUGGUUUUCAAAGACGAUGGAGGGAAGAUUGAGCCUCUUUUGACUGACAAGGACGACACUAAGAGUAUUAGAAAUGAGGAUAUGCAUGAUGAUCGUAAAGAUAAAAUCGGACACAGUGAUAGUUUUAUCGCCGAUGAGGAAACUAAUGCAUCUUCUAAUAUAUCCCCAUUACCAAGCAUUGAAGUCAGUAUAGGUGACUGUUCUGCUAGUGAUUCUGAAGAUGAUGAGGGCCGCGAACAUGUGGAUAAUGGGAGCUCCCAAAGCAAUGAAACUGAACUCGUCGAGGGAUUGCCAGAGUCGGAAGUUGAAGAGGUACUAUUCGACUAUGAACAUAGAGAUUUAUCAUCACUGCCUGGCGAUAUCGGACAAGACAUACAAAAACUUAUAUCAUCAUCCAUUCAUAGCGGCGCAUCUCAAACAACGCAGGCGGUGCAUAGUGUCUCUGACUUAAACUCGUCUGCAAGCACUAAGAGUGGAAAAUUAAAUAAGGACUCAAAUAUCACCUCUGAGCAUCGUCACAAGCAUGACAGUAAGCGUCCUUUUCAUGCUGAAAACUGCAAGAAAAGUCACCAUCAUGAAAGUUUCAAUUAUUCACAUAACCCCAAGCAUAAACCAGAUUUCGGAAGUCUCGCUGCCUAUGAUAAGCCUCUUUGCAUCUUCUGCGAAUACUACUUUGUAUUCGGUGAGGCACCCAAAAACAUGAUCAAGUGGUAUUAUAGAACACAUGGGAAAGACGGUCCUCAGUGCCCUAGCUACGCUGAAGACCAAAAGGGGCACAAAAGUUAA
This is a messenger RNA of Lachancea fermentati, 942 nucleotides long. NCBI's taxonomy places the organism in Eukaryota, Fungi, Ascomycota, Saccharomycetes, Saccharomycetales, Saccharomycetaceae. The record is from the annotation of a GenBank genome assembly.